Molecule: messenger RNA, 3807 nt
Organism: Trachymyrmex cornetzi
Lineage: Eukaryota; Metazoa; Arthropoda; Insecta; Hymenoptera; Formicidae
Product: endochitinase A
Exons: 2
Coding region: 1519-3669 (716 amino acids)
Source: RefSeq, a predicted model, not a curated record
GCGACGUCGGCGGCGUAAUGCAUGUCGACAUGGACCCCGGAGGGUCGGUGGCGGCGUAUACGCGCGUCUCUCAAAAUAACUCGCCGAAUACCCGCGCUACCCCGCCGUUUCUCGUGACGCCUUUUCGGGUCGCGCUUAGUUACCAUCUCUCGAGGAGAACUGGCAUCAUCCAGUAUCGUAAGCACCGCGAUAAACCGACGACAUGUGCACCGGCCGACUGCGAAGGAGGCGCCCGUGGAAUGUAUACGUCCAUCAAGACAUCCAAGAAGAUAUCGACCACGCGUUCGGAUAAUCGUGGCUGUUAAUUAUGAUUUGAACUCGAAGACUGACAUAAAGCCGCCCAAUGAUCGUAGCCCGUUUGGAGUCGCCCCUCCGCUUUCUUCUCGAACGCUGCACUCCAAAGAAGACUGACGUCUGCUUCAGAAUCGAUUUAAGCUGUCAGGAUACUUGUAUACUAACUGGACGCUCAAACGUCUCUAAUCGAGCCAUAAACAAUCCAUUACUUAGCGGAAGUUUAAAUCUUGUUUGAUGCUUGAAUGUGUGUAACGUAUGCGAGUUACUCAGAAAUAAUCGAUUCGAUCUUUUUAGAUUAUACGUGCUAAAUAAUUUCACACACACGUAAGAUAUCUGUGUUUCGAAUACUCUUGGCUACCGGCAAUUAUCGAGACUGAAUAGUCUACAAUUUUAAUUGAAAUUUUUAAGCAACUUGUACAUCGAUUUUUGUAUCGUAAUACAUCUCACCUGACCGUACACAUUAUUAUUAUUGCGCACAAUUAUUACGUCAGUGACUGUCGAGCAUAUAAAAAAUGCUACGUUAUUUAAAAAAAUAUUUUUAAUGCGACUGUAUGUUGCUCCAAAUUUAUAUCGUGCUAAUUAUAUACAUCACUCUAUAUUGCUCAGUUUGUUGCCUUACAAGAGAUGGAAACCGCGAUGGUUGCAACAAUCGCAGAAAUAUUGUGUAAUAUGCAAUGAUGAACUGACACAUCACAGCUGUCACAGCUGUUAAACAUAUUUUAUAUGUAGAGAAUAAUAGAAUGCAAAGCGACGAUUACUAUGUCAUAUCUUCAGGUAUCGGCGCUAAAAUUUUGCAACGUUAAAGCGGAAAGAAACGCACUCGGAUAGUUCUCGAACACGGGACCCGAAAAUAGAUUGGUGGCGAUGCAAUACCGCAGUAUUACCAUCCUUCCGGGAAAAACUGCGCCACGAACGAGAUUGUGAAGCACAAGCACAGCUCAACUCUUAAAUAGAUAUCAUUAUAUAAGAUUUCUUUUCAAUAUAUUACGAAAUUAGAUGAAGAAUUAGAGAUAAAUGAUUACGGGUGAUUAAUCGCCGGCAUUUUGUAUACGUUCGAGCAGAGAGACUUCAAAUCCAUGAACAGAAGAAGAGCCUCUUCGGUACGGAGGAGAAGAGGGCAGAUCACUUGGACGUAUUUUCCUGGCAGCAGAGCCGAUUGGAUAACAAUAAUGUCGUGCGGUGGAUGAAGGCACGGCAGAGGCUGAGGAGGAAGAGAGGCGCAAGAUGUAUGGACGUCAGGAUAAUUCGGGCGACAGUGGCUCGAGCCAGGUGCCACCGUGGCUUGUGCGCGCCGAAGUCACGAUCCGCCACGGCGACACGGUGACCUCCGAGACCGUGCAAAUGCCUCCGGGUACCAGUACCACCACCGACGCAGGCGGCAUUCGCAUGAUAUGCCGCUGGAACACGAGCGAACCGAACUCGACAUCAACGUCGACGCCAGCCACCACGUCCAACGCUUUCCUGUCGUCUGGUAGUACCGCCGGCGGCUACGGCUUUCAACGGGGCAAUAUACUCUUCACGUCCACACCGCCCGAGAAAUCAAGCGGAUCGUACACUUUGCCACGUUCGGGCUCGUCUGGUAACGACGACUCUAUCUCAUCUAGAGGCCGAGCGAACGUUUCUGACUCUGGUUAUACCAGCGAACAGUUCUCGCCGCACACGUAUUCGUCCUUGCCUGCACGACGCUCUUCUCAACAGUACAAUCAUCGAUGCAAAAGCACGUGCAGCAUUGUACUAUCCCCUGUAGGCGCGGAUAAGCCUAAUCCUGAGAAAGUUUCGUCUGUCGAUCAGUGGCACCGUCGAACUCCGCACCAAUAUGUCUUUUCACGUCAUCAAUUCAGUACGGUUCCGGAAGUCUGUGAGGAUUGUGCGGAAGGAAGCGCAUCGAGUGCCUUCACCACGCAUUUUUGCACUCGCGUCGCAGAAAAGACGACCAAUGCCAAUGCCAGCAGGGCCACUGCGGUAAGCAAGGACGCGGCAUCGCAAACCACCGACAUCGAAUCGGUGCGCUCGUCGUCGACUGUAAAGAGCAGCAAAAUUAGGAGGAAAUUUGGUACUGGUGCUAACCAGCGUAGCGAGCAGAAAAAGGAGCAGGAAAUCCGAUCGCCCCCGGCAUCAGUUGGGAAUACCAGUACUGGUCCUCCGACCGAUCCAGAAAAAUCGGACUCAUCCGCGAAAGAGGAUAGCAGUAAGCGCAAGUCGCGAACGGUGCACAUCGAUGUGUACUGCACAGGAUCCGAUGACGAUGCCAGCACAGACACGAUUAGCGAGGACAAUCACAGCACGCCCAUGACAGUCUUUGAAAACGACGACGUCAAAGUCACUCACACUCAAGCGGCAGAUAACUUGCCGCUAGGAUUUCAAGAUGCAAACGCGUUUCUGAAGCGCAGUGCCGAGCGACGAUGCGCAAGUUUCAGAAAUGCACCGAUGAGAAUGCCCUCGUUAGCUAGUUCGAAGGGAUAUGAUAGCGACGAGGUUAUGAGUUCUCUUUACCCCUCGCGAUUCAGCUCGUACAGCGGGAUACGGGAUCUCGAUUCCGUUCCGUGGUCCACAGUGUCGUCCAGUACGGCUCUUUCGCCAUGCGAUUCAACCAUGACAUCAUCAAAGGACACAUUCUCCGAUAUUGAAUCCCUGAUCAACAGUAAAUCUGGCUUGACGCCUUGUGACAGCUUUGAAUACGCCAAUGCCACGGAUCGCGACAGAAUACGGAAAUUGGAUAUUUUGGCGAAAACUGGUAAUGACAGAAACAGAAUCUGGCGAUCGCCGCAAAUUGAACGGAAACAUCUGCUACAGAACAGGAAGAUGAGAGAGUACUUCGAGAAGCAUGAGAUAAAUUGGUCGUCUGGGGACAGUGCUGAGGAUUCCGACGAGAGCGGAGCAGUCGGUUGGAGUUUCAUAUCCGGCGAUGAUAAAUCACGAUUUGUUAAAAAAGAUUCGAUCGUCCGUUGUACGAGCAAAGGUCAAAUCGAGGAAUCUAGUGUGACUAAUUUAGACUCGGAGCAUAGAAGUGCUCAAGAGGAACACUCUCGGUUUGCGAUACACAAAGAUUAUGUCCCUUAUACGAAUGUUUUACGCGAUCGUAUUGGUCCGUUUGGAUCGAAGAGCCCUUCUCCCCUUCCUUCGACCAUACCCUCCCGCGUAACGUCUCCCUUCACUACACUGUAUGGAGAUAGAACUGAACAUAUUCUAAAAGCCUCCAAAUUUGGAGCAGUAAUCAGCGCGUUUCGAAAGCCUGGUCAUCAUAUAGGUCCCUCGAAAAAUCCGACGUGUUCGUGCGAGCAUUGCCGAAGAUACUUCGAGGACGGAGGUAGAGGACGAUCUUCUUCAUUGAGUGAGCUCGAACGUCAUCCGGCCUUCAAAUUGCGAAAAGAGUGACAUUCAAUUUCAUUAGCUCUUGAGGAUUUUAAAUAUAUUGAUUCUUUAGUUUUUAUAAGACGACAAAUGCUUUCCACUUUAUUUAUUUAUGUUAUAAGAUUUGUAUGCUUAAAAAAUAAAUUGCGUUCCAUUGCAUUC